Molecule: messenger RNA, 578 nt
Organism: Schistocerca serialis cubense
Lineage: Eukaryota; Metazoa; Arthropoda; Insecta; Orthoptera; Acrididae
Product: cuticle protein 1
Exons: 2
Coding region: 142-444 (100 amino acids)
Molecular function (GO): structural constituent of cuticle
Source: RefSeq, a predicted model, not a curated record
GCUAACGACAACCAGAAGUGGGGACGGGAAGCCUGCUCCAAAACGAGAGAAAAUCGACGAGCCUAUGCUGCAAUAUAUAAGGCCUACUGAUGUUACCUUGUCAUCAGUAUUCGAAAGAACACUGCUCAACACAUACUCGAGAUGCUCAGGACUCUGGUUUUGGUGGCAAUGUGCGCGUGGGCGGUGGCUGCGCAGGACCGCUACCCGGCCGGCCUGUCGGCGGCGCUGUGUCCCAACUACCCGUUGUGCGACAACAGCGUCAUCGCCACCUUCUCGUCUCCGGCCGGCGCGCCCGCGGCUCGCUCCUACCCCGCAGGAGUGGCAGCCGCCGCCUGCCCCAACUACCCCUACUGCAACAACAACGUCUACCCAGGCUACGCGGCGCCUCGCGAGUACCCUCCUGGUGUUCACCCUGCCGCCUGCCCGGGCUACCCCUUCUGUUAGCCGCGCUCUCCUGUCUAAAUUAUUUCAGUGUCGCGCAAUAGGUUCGAUAAAUGUAAGUUUUCAAUGUGCCAUAUUAAACCAAUAAGCGUGUAAAUCUUAACUGUUCCUACUACAAAAUAAAGCCUUUGCAUGUA